Oncorhynchus kisutch (coho salmon) is the source of this 1692-nucleotide messenger RNA. RefSeq names its product E3 ubiquitin-protein ligase TRIM47. The record is from RefSeq and is a predicted model, not a curated record. Lineage: Eukaryota; Metazoa; Chordata; Actinopteri; Salmoniformes; Salmonidae. The transcript has a single exon. Gene Ontology annotation, molecular function: zinc ion binding. Bases 91 to 1353 code for a protein of 420 amino acids.
UGUGGAGGCCACUCCUCUUCCUCUGCACAAACAAGGAAAUCGAAAGUUAUCUCUGAUACUCCUCUGCGACAUUUGUUAGUGAGUGUCAAAAUGGCAGAGGCAUUUUUUGAAGAUCGGGAUUCAUUUAGCUGUUCAAUCUGCUUGGAUAUACUGAAGGAUCCGGUGACUACUUCCUGUGGACACAACUACUGUAUGUGCUGUAUUGAGGGCUGCUGGGAUCAGGACGAUCUGAAAGGUGUUUACAGCUGCCCAGAGUGCCGACAGACCUUCGUCCAAAGGCCUGUUCUGAACAGAAACACGUUGCUGGCUAAAGUGGUGGAGAAACUGAAACAUACUGCUCCUCAUGCUGCUCCUCAUACUCCUCCUCCUGCUGCUCCUCCUGCUGCUCCUUAUGCUGCUCCUCCUGCUGCUCCUCCUGCUCUCUGUUAUGCUGGACCUGGAGAUGUGGAGUGUGAUUUCUGCACUGGGAGAAAACACAAAGCCCUCAUGUCCUGUCUGGUGUGUCUGGUCUCUUACUGUGAGACUCACCUCCAGCCUCACUAUAAUUUCCCUGCCUUAAAGAAGCACAUGCUGGUCAAAGCCUCCACACAACUACAGGAUAAGAUCUGCUCUCAACAUGACAAACUGCUGGAGGUUUACUGUCGUACCGAUCAGCAGUGUAUCUGUUAUCUGUGUACCAUGGAUGAACAUAAAGGCCAUGAUACAGUCUCAGCUGCAGCAGAGAGGACUGAGAAACAGAAGCAGGUGGGGGAGAAGCAACAGAAAUCCCAGCAGAGAAUCCAGGAGAGAGAGAAGGAGAUGCAGGAGCUGAGACAGGCUGUGGACUCUCUGAAGCUCUCUGCACAGGCAGCCGUGGACGACAGCGAAAGGAUCUUUGCUGAGCUGAUCCGCACCAUGGAGACAAGGUGCUCUGAGGUGAAGGAGCUGAUCAGAGACCAGGAGAAGGCUGAAGUGAGUCAGGCAGAAGGCCUCCUGGAGCGACUGGAGCAGGAGGUGGCUGAGCUGAGGAGGAGAGAUGCUGAGCUGGAGAAGUUCUCUCACACAGAGGACAACAUCCACUUCCUCCAGAGGUUCAAAGAUCACAGUGCCCCCCCUGUUUCUGAAGAGAAGCCUGCCAUCAUCCUUAACCAAAGUCAUGCUUUUAAGACGGUGAGGACCUCUGACCUCCAGAAAAAGCUGAUGCUCUGCUGUAAGGAGGGAGUAGGGGAGAUAUCAGCAGCAGUGAAAGCUGUCCACAUACUGCAGUCAGCAGAGCCAAGCAGCCAAGCAGCAGCAUCUGUCGCACAAUAUCACAGAAAAAAAUACUCUUUCAAGGAUAGGUGUUCAUUGUCGCAAGGUAAAAAUUAUGCAUAGCCCCCUGGGUAAAUGUUUAUGGUUUAAUUAAGGAGUGAUAAUAUCCUCAUCUUGUAGAUAAACUAUGUGCCAUUAAAAGGAGCAGGAGUGUGUUUGUUGUGUGUCACAGUUCAAGUUAACGUACUGUUUACUCCACUGACACCCAAAAGUACUAGUUUUAGAAUGCUUAGCAGGACAGGAACAUUAUCCAAUUCACGCCCUUAUCAAGAGAACAUCCCUGGUCCUCCCUACUGCCUCUGAUCUGGCGGACUCAAUAAACACAAAUGCUUCAUUUGUAAAUGAUGUCUGAGUGUUGGAGUGUGACCCUGGCUAUCUGUAAAUACAAAUAAAUAACAUUAA